Molecule: messenger RNA, 4869 nt
Organism: Uloborus diversus
Lineage: Eukaryota; Metazoa; Arthropoda; Arachnida; Araneae; Uloboridae
Gene: dtn
Product: transmembrane protein 132E-like
Exons: 11
Coding region: 82-3477 (1131 amino acids)
Source: RefSeq, a predicted model, not a curated record
GCGGCCGUUCUUUUAAAAUGGUGCGGUUUUCCUUGCGUCUGCCACCCUGUUUGAAAACAAAAAACUAGAAAAAUCACCGGCAUGUCCUCUCGGAUGUUUUUCCUGCUGAUUUUCUGCAUCAGCUUGGCAGUUAUUCACGCAAAUGUAGACGUAAGCUUGGACGGUCGUGACGUCAGUGGUUUCUUCCUACGGACGCAUCCUUCCGAAGACCGCACCGGUGCGACAGAAGACAAUGACGACGAGCAGCACCGAUUCACCCUUCUUCAGCCGGGUGUUGUCGGGGGACCGGUCACCUUGCGUGCCGAGUUCGGACCCUUCGUCGUGAAGCAGGCGGUACAUCAGCCCACCAUCAGACCAUCCAAUGUCAGCACUACCUCUGGCGAUGCACGCAUCGAAGCAGUUCUCCGACAGGAGGAGGAUGUGGUGUCGGCCAGAUUGGUGACGAGGGAGGUGAGGAGGGAUCGGCCGGUGCUGAGGGUACUCUUUCACAUGACCUCGGACAAGAGGAGGAAUGCGGGACCGACUGAUGCUGGCGCUGGAGGGGAUGGGAAGAUAUCGGCAGGUGUUGAUGACUCAAUCUGUAUCGUUCUUUACGUCCACAACAGGGACCAGCACUUGAUGGCCUCGUGCAGCCCCGUAGGCGGUGUGUGCCUGGCACAAGCGACCCUUCCCGUGGGGUGGUGGCCUCCUCUUGAGUCCCCAGCCUGGAAGAGCCCUAAGACUCAACGUACCUGGGUCAGGGUGGAAUAUGCCGUGCUCCGGGGCGGUGCGUUCGACUGCACGGACACCGCUGCGCUGCCUGUAUCAGUGCCGGCCGGACUGCCUAGUCUCUACCUGGACGAUGUCCCUCUUUCGGGAAGCCACGGUAGCUAUGAAGAGGUCAAAAGUGACGACGUGGUCCGGAUACUAGUACCACAGGGUCCAGUCUAUCCAAGAUCAAAAGUUUAUGUUCCUGUCUAUUUGCAACCCAAUCCUGUCUACCCGCCGUAUGUGUUUGUCAUUCGGGCCCGAGUCAAGAAUGGGUUGAGGAUUCUCGGCGCGCAGGUAUCACCUUCUUCUCUGUGGAGCAUCACUGUGGAACUGAACCCUAGACAGACGGUUGCCACGGUCACGGCCUUCGUCAAAGACACCACCACCAAGCCCCCGAACAGUGUCGAACCCAGUGCUCAGGAAGUGUUUACGUGGCUCUUCGAAGUGGAGGAAGGUGCAUCUUACAACGACAAUGGUCGUAUCACAUGGCAGUUGAGAUACAUGUUGGAUGCCAGCAUGGCAGAACAGUACGACUUCGACGACGACAAUACCAAGAUUACCUCGAGGCUGGACAUUCAUAAGGAUGAUGUGCAAGCCGUUUUGCCAAUCGCCAAGUCUAGUCAGCUUUUGAACACAGCUGUCCUCAAUGGCAAGCAGGUGUCCCUGCCCAUGAAGGUGUUUGUCGUCAGCCAAGCGGGAAAAGUGGGUGACGUCACUUUCCAGUCUUCGUGUCAUUCAGCUGAUGAAUCCAUACUCAAGGUUUCGCCCUCGUGUACUCUGGUGUACUUGGACGGUUCAGAGAUCCGUGGCUCACAAAACGCCUCUGUGCUGGUCAAGUAUGGAUCGUAUACCGGUCAGACCCACUUCUUGGUCUGGAUGCCAGAACUACCUCUCACCAUCCGUAUUUCCGACACCAAACUGAGUCAGGUUAAGGGAUGGAGGACACCUCACUUACAGAGAGGGAAACCAGUGCCCACUCAGACAGGAAGAAACAGUCGUAGAAAUACGUUUGCCAGUUCCUCUAGCACGAAGAGUGAUCGAUGGUUCGACAAGGAGGACUUUGAUAUCGUCUGUCGGCUCCGGUAUCAGCAGGGUCAUAUCGAAGUCUACACCAGGUUCUUCAGCGUCGAUCACAAUUCUGGUCGGGAAUCCUACCUCUUGAGUCGCAAAGCUGAACUGCGUGUUACGGAGCUGGUAGCCCCGUUUCUUCGGGUGGCGGACAUGCGCAUUGCAGCGCUCCGGGGGACGAUCGUCAGGGGCAUGCAGAGUGGACGCACAGAAGUACAGGUGUUGUCACCAAUUACUGGAAGGGUAAGUGGUGCCAAAGAGGUUCGUGUGGGGACAGACAAGGAGACCAUCACCCAUCUAGAAGUUACUGUAGUGGCUGGGUUGCAAUUGACAGUGAGCCCUGACGAAACCCUUCCCGGUGGAUUCGUGGCACAAACCACCAUCAACCAUAAGCUCACCUCGCAAUACCAGGAAGGACUGUUGAAUAUUAAAAUCCACUUUUCCGAUGGUACUUCUUCCCCUUUGGCAGACAUAGCAGACAUGGAUUAUCACUUGUCCGUGGACACUUUCGACAGUGAAGUUGUAGCUUUUGCACCUAUGGCAGGGCUUCAUUAUCCGAGGGUGAUUGCCAUUGCUAAAGGAAAGGGUGAUUUAUUGCAUGUGACACUAGAACUGGCAGAAAGAUGCCAGAAACGAAGGAGUCAACCUCUUGCUAUGGCGUAUGCUUUCAUAGAUGUAGAUUUUACAAAUGAAAAAUCACUUAUGAACGAUGUGCGUGUCAAGAACUCCAAAAACCUACUGGACGGUGUCAGAAAAAGAACGGACCAUGUAGAUUCCUUCUCCUCUUCAGACGUCGGAGAACCAUUCAUCACCUCCAACGACGUAAGUUCCAUUCUAUACCAGGAUUCCAUAUCACAUCGCGGGAAAUCCCAUUAUCAUGAGCCAGCUGUUCAAGCUAGGCAAAACCUUGUCCACACUUCAGAUCUCACGCCUUUGGAGAUUGGAAUGUACGCGUUGCUCGGUGUCUUCUGCUUAGCGAUAUUGGUGUUCUUGGUGUCUUGUUCCGUGUUCGCAGUGCGGUACCGCCGUAAGCAGGUGCCGCCUGUCACUACUACGGGGGAUUCGGUGGCUCACGCGCAUGACUGGGUGUGGUUGGGAAGAGCAACACUAGAAAGGAAUUCCGUCAAUACUCGUUGCUCCCAAACUCUUGUACCGAUGGCGGACUUCAACGGGAACCACCAGUCGGAGGGACUGGACACGAUCACCAAGGUCCAAAGGCGAGAGAAGAAUAACGGCACUAGGCAAAUUGGCAGCGGUUGCAGAGGCAGCAACUUGUCCUUCCCCGGCUCAGAAAUCAGCAUCAGGAUCACCAGCAAUCCACAAGAAAUGAAGGAAGAAGAGUUGGCCAUGCUGGAGAAGGCUACAUCCACUACUCCUAACAACGCUGGAAGUGCCACCGUCUCGAGAGAAAAGAGGGUUAGAAUCGUCACGAACCCGGUUCCUCCCCCCAUCAUACCACAGGGCAACCCCUUGAAACUCUUUCCGGCACAUCCGCCCCCACCUGUGCCACCCCACCGAAAUUUCCCACCUCCUAUACCACCUCACCAGAGGCACCUGAUGGGAAGAUUUCGAGACGCGGAAUGGGAAACGGUGGCUCAAGGAAUGAACUACGAUCAACUGAUCGAAUACUUUGAAAAUUUGAAAGAAUCGAAUGCAUGAAAGGCUCUGCCUUAGAGCAUGUAUUGUACCUUCUCCCCUCGAUGCUGGCAGCAUUUCGUUUCGUGCAGCAGCACGAUCCGUGGUGGAGUAAUUGCAGCAGAGUUCAGUCUUGCCACAAUUCUAGUCUACAUGAGCCAUACGUAUAUGUUCAUGCUUCAGAGAUGUGCAAAACCUGCUGUUGAGUCGUUGCACAUACCUCUCGGGUGGUUUUAUUUUACUUAAAAACUAAAGAUUGAGAUAUGUCUGUAGUAUCUAGUCCAUUAAUAAUCCGCCAACAUACGCUUAGUUACACAAUCCCAUGGCUCCAGGAAGAUUCUUUUUCACCUACUGUCUUAUUUCCUAUUAAAUUAACACUUUCCUAAUCAAUUAUAGAGCUGCUCUCGUAAAUGUGUUCGGUUUUGGUCGCAGUUUAUACCGUGUUUGUUUUGCAUACAUGUCUUUCAACUUAAGAUUUGUUACUGACAAGCACUCUGUGUAACUAUAGCUUUUCAAAGUGAAGUUUAGUGAUAAAUUACUGAAGUAACGGACAAAUCAAAAGCAAAAAAUUCUCGUGUGGAACUGUUUUUAAUCCUCUUGAAAUUGCUUGCAUUUCUGGAGCCUGUUCAUCUGUUGUUACCUAGCAAUAGUUCUGUUUUAUUUGACCUUAUGGUUUUCACUUUUUCUAAAACUAGGUUAGCUCUCUUCUUCAGUUUUAUUUAUUAUUUUUUUAAUUUAAUUACUUCAAAAUCAAUCAUAAUAGUGAUUUCUUUCUUGUAAAUAUAUCAUUUCCAUUUUUGAACUGUAUUGUAUUCAAAUAUAUUAUAUUUUUUACAGUGUACACAUUUCUGUAGAUAUCUAUAGAAAUUUCAGCUUUUGUACUUCUUACAAAUACGCAUCAUUUGUUUUUAAACAUGUUUUGUAAAUUAAUUUGGUUUUCAAAAAAAUACCUGUAAUGUUAAAAAAUAAACGAGAUUUUAAAAACUGAAUUCACGGAUUGCCUUUAAACGCAUUGCUAAUUGUUACCAUUGACUAUUCUAAAAUUGUUUAAUUUUCAAUCUUUGAAAUGUGAAGAAAAGUGAUAAUGUAGGUACGACUGCGGAUUUACGAUAUAUUUUUAUUAUUCUGGUAAAUAUAACGAAACAUUUUGGUUCUAAGUUCUAGUUUUAAGCAUCUCCAAUUCCCUAUUUUUACAGAAAAAGCGUUUAAUUUUGAUAUCCAGGAAACGAAAUAUAAAUCAAAAAUAUUUAUGUAUUUAACACUUAAAUAAAACCAGAGCAAAUUCUAAACGUAUUUUCUGAUUAAAGCAAAUCUUUAAAACGUAUUGUUAAAUUCUUGACAUUAAUAACUAGUAUGUUGUGGCCAUCACGAAACUUUCUUCUAUAUUUUUCUUUUUUUCCUGAUCCCUCCCCAUGC